Lolium rigidum is the source of this 727-nucleotide messenger RNA. RefSeq names its product E3 SUMO-protein ligase SIZ1-like. The record is from RefSeq and is a predicted model, not a curated record. Gene Ontology annotation, biological process: protein sumoylation. Gene Ontology annotation, molecular function: SUMO ligase activity. The transcript has 7 exons. NCBI's taxonomy places the organism in Eukaryota, Viridiplantae, Streptophyta, Magnoliopsida, Poales, Poaceae. The coding region runs from base 72 to 692 and encodes 206 amino acids.
CCGACCGCCGGAGGGCUCUUCGGCCCGCCCAUGCCCUCCGAAUCGCCGCUCCUCUCCUCGCCGCCGUCGCCAUGGGGGACCUCGCUUCCACCUGCAAGGAUAAGCUAGCCUACUUCAGGAUCAAGGAGCUCAAAGACGUGCUGAUCCACCUCGCCCUGCCCAAGCACGGAAAGAAGCAGGAUCUCGUCGAUAGGAUCCUCACGCUAGUCUCCGACGACCAAGGCCAGUGGCAUUUUGGGCGGGGCAAGAAAAAUGUUCCGAGCAAGGAGACGGUGGCAGGAGUAGUCGAUGACAUAUACAGGAAGAUGCAAGUUCAUGGUCCUCCUGACCUGUUCCCCCAGAGACAGGUUGCCCCAGAUUUCAGUUACCUCAAACACCAAAAAGAACAAGAGCACCCUGGCCACCUGGUCGCUAAUAACUCUCGCUGCGUCUGUGGUCAAACGUUUCUUCUGGGGAAUCUGGUCAAGUGUGAAGAUUGCCAAGGGCAGCAGCAUGUGGACUGUGUACAGAUCCCAGAGAAGCCUACAGGGAGACCUGAAGUUCCUGCGCAUUUCUAUUGCCAAUUAUGUCGGCUAAAACGAGCAGACCCAUAUUGGGUCACUACUGGAAAUCCAUUGCCACCUGUGAGAUUGAUGUUCUCGAAUGUUGCAAAUGAUGGGUCAGUUUCACAUUAUAGACACCAUAUUUUUUGAUACUCUGGCAAUCGCUACUGGCCUACUAUAAUAUC